GUCUCAGAGAGUGAGAAAAUGGCGACUUGUCAGAGGCACCCGUCACGUCCCUCGUCCUAGGCGGCGGUGAUGAAGAGCAGGGCCGGUGGAGGAGCGUGGCGUUCACUCGUAGAGCAAGUGUGCAUGUAGUGGUCAAGAUGGCGAGUAACAUGUACCGCGUGGGAGAUUAUGUAUAUUUUGAAACCUCAUCCACAUCACCAUAUCAAAUUAGAAGAAUAGAGGAGUUAAAUAAGACGCCGAACGGUAACGUAGAAGCGAAGGUGAUGUGUUUCUACAGGCGCCGUGACAUCUCCUCGUCCCUCAUCAUGCUGGCAGACAAACAUCAGAAUGGGCAUGGAGGGACCUGGGACCUGUGUGGUGGUUUCAAGAAGCUGUUAAAGUCCCAGGACACCUCAGGAGCCCCUUUGAGUGAGGGUGUCGCCUCGGAGGCCUCGCAGCAAGGUGCCUUAGAGGAGGACGAGAGCGACAGCGAGGGUGGGGAAGUGGGUGGGGGUGCUUCCAUCAUCACACCCACAGGGGAGACCCUCACCCCACAGGAGAGGCACCAGCUGAGACAUCGGGAGCUGUUCCUCUCACGGCAGAUUGAGACCUUGCCAGCAACGCACAUCCGGGGGAAGUGCACCGUGACGCUGCUCAAUGAGACGGAGCUGCUCCUUGCCUACCUGAAUAAGGAUGACACCUUCUUCUACUCGCUAGUCUAUGAUCCCCAGCAGAAGACCUUACUAGCAGACAAGGGAGAGAUUAGGGUCGGGUCAAGAUUUCAGGCAGAUAUUACCUCACUGCUAAAAGAAGGAGAGAGUGAUGGUCGCAACCUGGAGGACCUGGAGAGCCUGGUGUGGACCCCCUGUCAUGGCCUCACAGACAGGCAGAUUGACCAAUUCCUUGUCAUGUCCCGGUCAGUGGGAACUUUUGCCAGAGCCCUUGACUGCUCCUCCUCUGUCAAACAACCAUCACUUCAUAUGAGUGCUGCUGCGGCCUCCAGAGACGUAACCUUGUUUCAUGCCAUGGACACCUUACACAAACACAACUACGACAUCAGCAAGGCGCUGUGCUCACUCAUACCUGCUACGGGACCUGUGCUGUGCCGAGACGAGAUGGAGGAAUGGUCAGCCUCUGAAGCAAACCUAUUCGAGGAAGCACUAGAGAAGUACGGCAAGGACUUCAAUGACAUCAGACAAGAUUUCCUACCGUGGAAGACGCUGAAGAACAUAAUUGAGUAUUAUUACAUGUGGAAGACGACAGAUAGAUAUGUACAGCAGAAGAGAGUGAAAGCAGUGGAGGCUGAGUCCAAGCUGAAGCAGGUGUACAUUCCUAACUACAACAAGCCAAACCCUGCAGCACUCUCCAAUGGCAAGACCUCCACCACAACCACAACCACCACCACCUCCUCCACCUCCUCUGCUUCCUCUACCAUGGUCAACGGUGCUGAUGUCUCCGUGUCUGGGAAAGCGUGCGAGUCCUGCCAUGCUACCAGCAGCAGUCAGUGGUAUGCCUGGGGCCCUUCACACCUACAGUGCCGACUUUGCAGUUCCUGCUGGCAGUACUGGAAGAAAUUUGGAGGCCUAAAGUUGCCUUCACGUAUUGGCAAAGAGGAAGAACGACUGCACAGUGGUGGCAGUCGUUCGCAGCGGUGUAAUGUGGGCGGGUGUGGCCGGGAGUACAAGACUCGCUCCCAGUUAAUACGCCAUGCGGCCCAGGCCCACGGGGUGGCCCUCCGAGCUGGCUCUCCACGGCCCAUCAUGAAAACUCGAGCGGCCAUCAUGGUCCACUCCAGCCUGCAGAUACGCGUGAUGCGGCGGCUGUGUCACGACCUGAUCCAGCCCAGGAAGGCGGGCCGCAACCCCACCUGGCCCUUGAACCCUGCCGUUAUCCGGCAGGAGUGUUUGCUGCGCAUGGGUGGGAAAACCUUUGAUGAUUAUGCUUACCUGGUGAAGCGAGGGACGGGGCGGCGACGCGGCCAAGUGUCUCAGGUGUCAGUCCGCUUAGGUCAGAAGAGCGCGGCUUGUCCAGCCUGGAUGCUCCCCACCGACAAGUCGCUCCUCCCCAAACAGCCCCACAUUGAAUUCCCUAAACCUCCCAAGGGACCAGAUGGAAGUCUCAUCUACACACCUGUGCCCAACAAAGACCUGCCGGUGGUCAACAACACUUCCCCACCUCUUCUGAGACGCCGCACCUAUGAAGAAAUCAACGGCAUGGAUGAGAGCGAAUUGGAAGAAGGUGGGACUUCCUCCAACCAAACGGCAGAAAGAGAUGGAGGGCAGCGACUCAAUACACCUGGGCCAGCUGGGGGUGGUGCCUCCUCCAGGAUUGACAGUCACUCCAGUGGGUGUCAAUGGGGGUCCAGGGGUGCCCACACCUCCCCUGGGAGCCCCCAACACCCCAAGCCGGGCCAAAAUAGCCACAGUGUCUCGCGUGGGGGGCCGUCCACGCAUCAUCUCAUGGAUGGACGCCCCUGAUGAUGUAUACUUCUAUGCCACUGACACCACCAAGAAACUGCGUAAGAGCCUUGCCACCAAUGACCUGAAGCGGGCAGCGCGUCGGCCCUGGAAGAAGAUCCAGGAAGACUCAGCCAUGGUGGCAGCAGCAGUAGCAAUGGCAACAAUGGCCCCAACAGUAUCCAGCCCACAUUUUGUUGAAUGAUGCCAGAAGACUGAGACCUCCACCCCCCUGUCCCCCCCAAGGUGCCCUGAGCCCACCAGCUGAGCCCUGCCUCCUUGAUGGCUGGCAGGGGGGUGCCUGGGCCUCCCCAGCAGGAUGAGGCUCCUGGGAGCUUCACUACCUGGACCGAGAGACUGAGUGGUGACAGGCUAAUGAGGAGCCCAGGCACUUGUUUGGUGGAACUCUAAUGAUGGAAGAAUCAAAGUUCAAAACCCUCUUAUAAGUGUUAUGAGAGACAGUGUGUGCUGGAGGCUCUGAGGCUCCAGCAGGAGGAAGGAUCUGUAGACUAGUGAGCUUGGCUGGCCCACAGGACCCAGCUGGCUGCCCCGAGGGGGUGGCCAUGGACAUGAUCUGAAUACACUGCCGCAGGUUGUCGAGGGCGAGGAGCGCUAGCAGCGGCCAGGUGGACCAAGGGUGAAAAGCACACGAGUUUAUUUAUAGAAUCUUGGAAGCAACUCUUAAACUAAGUGCUUUUUAGUGAGACUGUUGAAAAAGAUGAAUUGUGUAAGUAAUGCUGGUUGAAGUGUAUUUAACAGUUGAGAGUUGUACAGAAAUGGUAAAGGUCUGUGUCUCCCAUGACAGUGAAGGUGUGGGAGAGAGAGAAUGCUUGCAGGAGAGGUGAGGGCUAGCCUUGGUGCCGGCGCUGGUCACUGACCCCCCUCACCACCACCCAAAGUUCAAAGUGAAGUAACAUCUAGAACAACAGCAACAGCAAAAAAAAGCAACAGCAUAAACCUAAAGAGUCAGCACCCAGACUAUUUUUUAUCCAGACUUUGUGUAAAUAUGGUUGCCGCAUGUUCAUCCAGAAAUUUUCAGUGAUUCGUAGUGAUAUUAGCCAUAAUUUGUGUACUUUGUAUUCUGUCCAACUCCAAGAUUUUCCGCACCAGUUAAAAAUUUCUGUUCUGAUAAUUUUUUUUCUAUAUCUGGAGUGUGUUCCCACCCAUUAUCAUCCCAACCACUGCCCCAUCAAGACCUGUUCUCAAAAGUGCAGAGGAACUUGUGGCCCCCAGCAGAGAGGCUCCUUCAGGUUCCAGUGAACCUUGCAAAAAGAAAAUGCACCCUCUCUCAUCACAUCUAUCUCAUUUUUAUCAUCUUCUGUUUUCCUUUUGCAUCAUCAUCCAUCCACAUCAUUAGUAUUUGAACUUGUCUUAAUCUCUCUCUCUCCCUCUCUCAUGUCCCAUCAGCUGUUUGUUACAUUUGCUGGGUUCCUCAAGAGGUCUGAGUUCAUGUCUACCUGAAUGUAAGUUGAAACAGGCGACCAAUGCUCCCCCUCCUCCCCCGUCUCAUCCCUUUGAGAAUACGACCAAUGUCACUUGUCAUUUGCUCACCAUUUCCAUAAUCAUCGUUAAUUGUUUUAUAAAUAUGAAAAUUUGCAGUUUGAUUGGAUUGAUAACUUUUUCAUCAUCCCUGACAAAUGUCUUAAAUGAAAAUUCCCUGAGAUAUGUUACUGCUUUAGGCUUGUUGCCUUCUUUCCCUUCCAUUCUUUUUGACUUCCACUAUAACAUUCAACGCCUCUCACUCUUAUCCCGUCCCUCCACAUGCAAGGUAUCUGUAUGCGCACAAUUGUUCUUACAUGAUUGAUAACCACAAGAAUCUCGUAAGAUUUUAACUAUUUUUAAUGCUAAAUUAAAGAUAACUGGUGUGGGUGGGGCUAUACAAUGUGUGUGUGUGUGUGUGUGUGUGUGUGUGUGUGUUUGUUUGUACGUAAGGUUAAAAUAGUAAUGGCUGGGUUUGUCAUCUGUUAAAGGUGACAGCAGCAAUGUCUUGGUGCAUAUGUGCACCUGCUUGCUGUCUGGCUGGGACUAAUACCACUGUGUCUAUGUGACCCUGCAGGAAUAUGUGUGUGUGUAUGUGUGUGUGUUUGUGGUCUUUACCUUGUGAACAUAGGCAAUGCAGGUCUGUUAUGGGUGCCGCCAAAAUUGCUGUAGUACCACAUGAAGAGCCUGAAGAGAGGGAAGAUCAUGUCAUUGUGAUUGUUGUUCUGCCGAUGAUUGAGUUGAAAGGGAGGGCAGUUUCAAGAAAACCACUGAGAAUUCGUGUGUGUGUGUGUGUGUGUGUGUGUGUGUGUGUGUGUGUGUGUGUGUGUGUGUGAGAUAACCCCAUCUUUUGCCUUCACCACCAACACCUGUACUGCCCAGUCCUCCUUCCACCACCCUGGAGAAUAAGGGGGGUGGCCGCUGGAGAAGACAAGACUCAACGCCCAUCCUCUGCUGCCACCUGAGGCUUCUGUCAGGAAUCAAGAGACACUCGGUCAUUUUUAUUUUAUUUUUUUCAUUUUUUAAUGCAGAUUUUUUAUUAUUAUUUAUUUUAUUCUAUUUUAUUUAUUUGUUUUUAUUUUAUUUUCAUUUUUGUUAUUUAAUAUUUUUUUUAUUUAUUUAUUUUUUUUUGUUCUGUACUUAGUUCAUUCAUUCAUUCAGCCCUCUACAAUACAUAGAUAGACUUUGUA
This is a messenger RNA of Scylla paramamosain (green mud crab), 5104 nucleotides long. It is a transcript of the gene MTA1-like, whose product is annotated as metastasis-associated protein MTA1-like. Gene Ontology annotation, cellular component: nucleoplasm; NuRD complex. The transcript has 17 exons. The coding region runs from base 138 to 2456 and encodes 772 amino acids. Lineage: Eukaryota; Metazoa; Arthropoda; Malacostraca; Decapoda; Portunidae. The record is from RefSeq and is a predicted model, not a curated record. Gene Ontology annotation, biological process: negative regulation of transcription by RNA polymerase II. Gene Ontology annotation, molecular function: chromatin binding; transcription coactivator activity; sequence-specific DNA binding.